GGAAUGACUUCCCUGUGUGUCGUCCGCCAUUUUGUUGCUGCACUCAGUGUAUUAAAAACAAGGAGAAGAAGAAGAAGUAGGGGAAUUUACUCGAAAUACACACCAAACAUGAUUUCUGCAGCUCAGUUACUUGAUGAAUUAAUGGGCCGAGACAGAAACUUGGCUCCGGACGAAAAAAGGAGUAAUGUUCACUGGGAUGACGAAAGCGUCUGCAAAUACUAUCUUUGUGGAUUUUGUCCAGCAGAGUUAUUUACAAAUACUCGUUCUGACUUGGGUCCCUGUGAAAAAAUUCAUGACGAGAACUUGAGAAAACAGUAUGAGAAGAGCUCUCGGUUCAUGAAGGAGGGCUAUGAGAGAGACUUCCUGCGGUACCUGCAGAGUCUUAUGGCUGAGGUUGAACGCAGGAUUCGCAGAGGCCAUGCAAGGCUUGCUCUGUCUCAGACCCAGCAAAGCUCUGGAGCACCUGGACCCUCUGGAAAAAAUGAGGAGAAGAUUCAAGUGUUGACUGAGAAGAUAGAGACACUUGUAGUGCAGAUUGAGGAACUCGGCUCAGAGGGAAAGGUGGAGGAGGCCCAGGGAAUGAUGAAGCUUGUCGAGCAGCUCAAGGAAGAGAGGGAGCUGCUGAACUCCACCACCUCCACAAUCGAGAACUUUGCAGCCCAGGAGAAGCAGAUGGAGGUGUGUGAGGUCUGUGGGGCUUUCCUGAUUGUGGGUGAUGCUCAGAGUCGAGUGGAUGAUCACCUGAUGGGCAAACAGCACAUGGGAUACGCCAAAAUCAAGUCCACUGUGGAGGAGCUGAAAGAGAAACUGCACAGGCGGCCAGAAGAUUCCGAAAGAGAGGACAAGGGGCGGAAGGAGAAAGAAGAACGUGAGCGUGAGCGAGAGGAACGGGAGAAGAAGCGACGGAAGGAGGAAGAAGAGAGGGAGCGUGAAAGGGAAAGGGAGCGCGAGAGGGAGAGAGAGAGGGAGAAAGAGCGUGAGCGAGAACGAGACAGGGAGCGUGAUCGGGAUCGACACAGCCGGCACAGUCAUUCCCACAGCCGACAUUCCAGCAGAGCAUCGGAAAGGAGGAGAAGCAGAUCCAGAGAACACAAGCGAUCGAGGAGCAAGGACCGGGAGAGGAAGCGUAGUAGGAGCCGAGACAGAGAGAGGCGGCAUAGCCGCGAACGCCUCGACAGGAAGCACCGCUCCCGGAGCCGGGAGAGGCGGCGCUCCCGCAGCACAGAACGCAGGUCCCACAAACGCAGGAGCCACAGCAAGGAGCGAGAACGGCGCUCCAGGGACAAAGAUCACAAGGACGUAGAUGAUAAAAGCAGCAAGAAAAGAAGCAGCGGCGAAAAGCCCAGCGAAAUGUCUAGGGCCGAGCCGAUGGAGGCAGAGGCUCCCAAGGCCCAGCUGAACGGCACCACCGAAGACAUACAUUCUGAAGGUGACACUCAGUCCAAUUAAAACUGAUCUGAUAGGACCUCAGAUCAGGCCAAGGUAAGUGUAUUCUCCUCCCAGGUCUGGGUCCCCCCCCUUAUCCUUCCUUUUUAGUUGUUUGAUUUGUCCCGUUUCCUACAGUGCAGCGUAAGUAUGCACGGAAGAAGAUGGAACUAGACAGAUGAGAAGAAAAUAGAAACAAACACAAACCCAGAGGAAAAACCAGUGUAGUUCUGCAAAACAUGCUGGAGGUACUUUGUUUUGUAUUAGCUACGUAUUCAUUUAAGUUACCUGAACCAAAAAAAGAGAAACACAAUACAAAGUUCAGAUUGUGCCUCUUGUUCUGAAGGUGAAGCCCAUGUUUGUUCACACGCAAGCUCCCCCCCCACUACUCACUUUGAUUUGUUUCCAUUUUAUAUACAGUUCAUAAACCGUUUUACAUCUCACCUAAACUUUUACAUUUUUUUUAGAUAUCAUUUAACCUGACACUGUUUGAGGCACAGGGGGCUUUUUUGGGUUUGUUUGUGAAUGCAGUCAUUUUUUUCCUAGAUACAAGGAUGUAUGCAGUUUUUUUUGUGCUUCAUUGCUAUUGCAUUCUAAUGCACUUUGUUCUGAAACUUGAGAGCCAAUAGCAUUGGGAUGGUGGAAGUGUAGGGUAAUGAAUUAUUCCAGCUGACUUCCAUACCUCACACAGCGUUGGUGUUGUGAGCGACCCAUGAAAGCCAAAUUAAAAAUCAAGGAUACUGUCAAACUGUGCAGGUACUCAUCCCAGGUACUCCUUUCUCUACCCACGUCAAUGUUUGAAUGCUGUUGUCUGUAAAGCCUUUUAAAGCUUGCAAUUGUGCAUAUCAUUUCAUAGAUUUAAUGGUUUGUUUUUUUCCCUUUUCUGUGUAUGUAGUGGGCAGUUUAGGUUAAAACUCAAGGGUUAGGAUUGCUUUCGAUAUUUUAAAGCGGGUUAAGCAUUCUUAAGUGAAAGUCACAAUAGCUUAAAUUAGUGCUUAGGAUAGAAUUCGUUUUGCCAGUUAAGAAUUUGUAAUGCAGAGCCACACUUGGCUCAUGUUAUACCAAAGGCAGAAGAAUUGUUUAGUACAGUUUUGUAUGUUCGUCUAGAAGGCAUUUUGCAGUACCUGACUCAUCUGAAUUUUUUUCCCCUCCAAUCCAAAGAGUGCUUUUGGAGGAAAAAACAGCAUGAGAUGGCUACUUAUUUCAGCAUUAAGUGAAUCUUUACGGCUUGUUCCUGUAACAUGUCAGUGAAGGCCUUGCUUAUUUGAGAGUCCAAGUGUUUACAUUUUGUCUAAACUUGGACUGCAGGAGGGCUCUGUAAUGUGGAGUUACCAUAUGCUCUUUCUCCAUGAGUUGUCUUAACUGUUUGCUUUCUGAACAUUUGUACACAUCAGGGGAUGCCAGGGAAGAUGAUGAAGAUUUGCCUGUCCUGACCCUGCAAUUCUGCUGCUUAAACAAGGUGAACCAGUGAUGUAAUGAACUAGAAAAACACCAGUGAGAUACACCAAUGUAAAAUAGGUAUUCCUACCCUUUAAAAGCUCAUUUUGUUCAUAAUGCUGCAAACACUACUAUGAAGUAUAUUCAGUUAGGUUCAGUUCUGUUAACCAAACUAUACAGCUUUGUUUCCAAUAUAAAGAUAACUAUUCCCAGCUUAUCGAUUUUGUAAACAUUUGUAGUGUUCUGCCCAAACUAACACACUGAUCUACCCUUUUGUAUAAGGUGCAGAGUCCACCUCUAGCUGUAAGAGGUUGACCUUUUUUUUGUGUUGAGAUUUAAAAACCUGUAUAUUUUGUGUCAUGAAUAAAACUACAAAACUA
Molecule: messenger RNA, 3242 nt
Organism: Brienomyrus brachyistius
Lineage: Eukaryota; Metazoa; Chordata; Actinopteri; Osteoglossiformes; Mormyridae
Product: luc7-like protein 3
Exons: 10
Coding region: 4-1449 (481 amino acids)
Biological process (GO): mRNA splice site recognition
Cellular component (GO): U2-type prespliceosome; U1 snRNP
Molecular function (GO): mRNA binding
Source: RefSeq, a predicted model, not a curated record